Messenger RNA from Dipodomys ordii (Ord's kangaroo rat), 3130 nucleotides. RefSeq names its product protocadherin 20 (gene Pcdh20). Bases 1 to 2907 code for a protein of 968 amino acids. NCBI's taxonomy places the organism in Eukaryota, Metazoa, Chordata, Mammalia, Rodentia, Heteromyidae. Gene Ontology annotation, molecular function: calcium ion binding. Gene Ontology annotation, cellular component: plasma membrane. The record is from RefSeq and is a predicted model, not a curated record. The transcript is spliced from 2 exons. Gene Ontology annotation, biological process: homophilic cell-cell adhesion.
AUGCGCGGCCCAGGCAAUGCGCGCAGCAGCUCUCGGGCCCUGGCAGUGAGCUGGCGCCCGGCGACCUGGCACCCGCGCCUGGAUAUGGGGCGCCUAAGUCGUCCCAGCAGCAGCAGCAGCAGCCGCAGCAGCCGCAGCAGCAGCAGCAGCAGCCGCAGCAGCCACAGGAACCUGCCGCAUGUGCUUCUAAUUUUCCUCUUCGUGGGACCCUUCACCUGCCUGGCGAGUUACAGCCGGGCCACAGAGCUCCUGUACAGCCUGAACGAGGGACUACCCGCCGGGGUGCUGAUUGGCAGCCUGGCUGAGGACUUGCGGCUGGUGCCCAGGGCUGCGGGGAGAGCGGAGCCACAGCAGGCGCAGCCACCGGAGCGCGCUGGUGCGCAGUGGAACCCGCCUCUCUCUUUCAGCCUGGCUUCCGGAGGCCUGAGUGGCCAGUAUGUGACCCUGGACAACAGAUCUGGGGAGCUGCACACUUCUACCCAGGAGAUCGACCGAGAGGCCCUGUGUGUGGACGAGGGUGGAGCAGCUGCCUGGGGCAGCAGCAUUGCCAUCUCUUCCUCCCCUUCUUCUGAUUCUUGCCUUUUGCUCCUGGAUGUGUUGGUCCUGCCUCAAGAAUACUUCAGGUUCGUGAAGGUGAAAAUUGCCAUCAGAGACAUCAAUGACAAUGCUCCGCAGUUCCCUGUUUCCCAAAUCCUGGUGUGGGUUCCGGAAAAUGCACCUGUCAAUACCCGGCUGGCCAUUGAGCACCCUGCUGUGGACCCUGAUAUAGGCAUUAAUGGAGUGCAGACCUAUCGCUUACUGGACUACCAUGGCAUGUUUACCCUGGACGUGGAGGAGAAUGAGAAUGGGGAGCGCACUCCUUACUUAAUUGUCAUGGGUGCUCUGGACAGGGAAAAGCAGGACGAGUACAUAAGCAUCAUCAUAGCAGAGGAUGGUGGGUCUCCGCCACUGUUGGGAAGUGCCACCCUGACAAUUGGCAUAAGUGACAUAAAUGACAAUUGUCCUCUCUUCGUAGAUUCACAAAUCAAUGUCACUGUAUAUGGGAAUGCUACAGUGGGCACCCCGAUUGCAGUUGUGCAGGCUGUGGAUAGAGACUUAGGAACAAAUGCCCAGAUCACUUAUACUUACAGCCAGAAAGUCCCACAGGCAUCCAGGGAUUUAUUCCAUCUCGAUGAAACGACUGGAGUCAUUACACUUUUCAGCAAGAUCGGAGGAAGUGUUUUACAAAUGCACAAGCUCACCGUCCUCGCCAACGGGCCAGGCUGCAUCCCUGCCGUGAUCACUGCCCUGGUGUCCAUUAUCAAAGUCAUUUUCAGACCACCCGAAAUUGUCCCACGUUACAUAGCGAACGAGAUCGACGGUGUGGUUUAUCUGAAAGAACUGGAACCCGUGAACACCCCUAUUGCAUUCUUCACCAUCCGAGAUCCAGAAGGUAAAUACAAGAUUAACUGCUACCUGGAGGGUGAUGGGCCAUUUAGGUUAUCACCCUACAAACCGUACAGUAAUGAAUAUUUGCUAGAGACUAUCAAACCUAUGGACUACGAGCUACAGCAGUUCUAUGAAAUAGCUGUUGUGGCCUGGAACUCAGAGGGAUUUCACGUCAAAAGAAUCAUUAAAGUACAACUUUUAGAUGAUAAUGAUAAUGCACCUGUUUUCCUUCAGCCCUUGAUUGAACUAACCAUUGAAGAAAACAAUGCACCCAAUGCCUUUUUGACUAAGCUGUAUGCCACUGAUGCUGACAGUGGAGAGAGAGGCCAAGUUUCCUAUUUCCUGGGACCCGACGCUCCUUCCUAUUUUUCCUUAGACAGUGUCACAGGGGUUCUGACUGUCUCAACUCAGCUGGACAGGGAAGAGAAAGAAAAAUACAGGUACACAGUCAGAGCCGUGGACUGUGGGAAGCCACCGAGAGAAUCGGUGGCCACUGUGGCUCUCACCGUGCUGGAUAAAAAUGACAACAGCCCUAGGUUCAUCAACAAGGACUUCAGCUUUUUUGUGCCCGAAAACUUCCCAGGCUAUGGAGAGAUCGGCAUCAUAAGUGUCACUGAUGCAGAUGCUGGGCAAAAUGGAUGGGUUGCCCUUUCAGUGGUGAACCAGAGUGACAUUUUUGUUAUCGACACGGGAAAGGGCAUGUUGAGAGCAAAAGUGUCUUUGGACCGAGAGCAGCAAAGCUCCUAUACUUUGUGGGUCGAAGCUGUGGAUGGGGGUGAGCCGGCCCUUUCUUCUACCACAAAAAUCACAAUUCUCCUUCUUGAUAUCAAUGACAACCCCCCUCUGGUUUUAUUUCCUCAGUCUAAUAUGUCUUAUCUGCUGGUACUGCCUUCCACUCUCCCUGGCUCCCCAAUUACAGAGGUCUAUGCUGUGGACAAAGACACAGGCAUGAAUGCUGUGAUAGCUUACAGCAUCAUAGGGAGGAGAGGCCCUAGACCAGAGUCCUUUAGGAUUGACCCCAAAACAGGCAACAUAACAUUGGAAGAGGCAUUGCUACAGACAGAUUAUGGACUGCAUCGCUUACUGGUCAAAGUGAGUGACCAUGGUUAUCCUGAACCUCUCCAUUCCACCGUCAUGGUGAACCUGUUUGUCAAUGACACUGUCAGCAAUGAGAGCUAUAUUGAAAGUCUUUUAAGGAAAGAACCAGAGAUUAACAUAGAAGAGAAGGAACCACAGAUCUCAAUAGAACCAACCCACAGGAAGGUUGAGUCUGCAUCCUGUGUGCCUACCUUAGUAGCUCUGUCUGUCAUAAGCUUGGGUUCUAUCACACUGGUAACAGGGAUGGGCAUAUAUAUCUGCUUGAGGAAAGGGAAAAAACAUCACAGGAAAGAUGACAAUUUGGAAGUACAGAUUCCACUGAAAGGAAAAAUGGACUUGCAUAUGAGAGAGAGGAAACCGAUGGAUAUUUCCAAUAUUUGAUAUUUCGUUCUGGAAUAACAGAAAUGUUUUAACUGACUUGGGACAGGUUUUGACACUUGAAUAUGAGUGUUUCUGGCAGUUCCAAUGAAGGACCACUAAUUUAUAACUUGUAAUAUGUUGUAAAUAGCUCUUUACAGGUUUUUAAAUUCAAAUUCAGAGGUUAUAAAAUGUGUACAGCAUUUUUAAAUGAAAAAGAUACUAACAGCUAUAAAAAUGUUAUUUA